CCAUAGGAACCUUCAUUAACACCGUCUGAUGUGAACACUGGUAACCCACUUCAAUUCCUAAACACUAUAUAAACCUUUGCCUACACACAUUAAAAUUGUACCCAAAAACAUCUUCAAACAAUUCUCAAAACACACCUAACUCUCAUUUUUUCAUUCUUUCAUUUCUUAAAGUUCUAACUUUCGACUUUGAAACUAAGAACCCCUUGAGCUCGGAAAAUGGAGGUUCUAUCGAGAAUCGCAAGCAACGACGGGCAUGGAGAAAACUCUGCCUUUUUCGACGGUUGGAAGGCGUACGACAGUAAUCCUUAUCACCCCACAAAAAACCCAAAUGGGGUUAUUCAGAUGGGAUUAGCAGAAAACCAGCUUUCAUUAGAUUUAGUCCAAGAAUGGGUCAAAAACAACCCAAAGGCCUCAAUCUGCACAGCAGAAGGUGCAAGCGACUUCAAGGAUAUCGCGAUUUUUCAGGAUUAUCAUGGCUUGCCCGAAUUCAGAAAUGCUGUUGCUAGAUUCAUGGAGAGAGUGAGAGGAAACAGGGUCCGAUUUGACCCGGACCGUAUAGUGAUGAGUGGCGGUGCAACGGGUGCUCAAGAGACAUUGGCCUUCUGCUUGGCUGACCCUGGUGAUGCAUUAUUGGUGCCAAUACCAUAUUAUCCAGGCAACGAUCGGGACCUGACAUGGCGAACCGGAAUCCAACUCGUGCCCGUCAAUUGCGAAAGCUCAAACAACUUCAAGAUCACACGCCAAGCCCUCGAGGCCGCUUACAACAAGGCCCGUGAGUCAAACAUCAAAGUCAAAGGCCUCCUCCUCAACAACCCUUCAAACCCCUUAGGCACCAUAAUCGACGGGGACACUCUAACAGAGUCACUCAAAUUCACAAACUCCAAAAAAAUCCACCUCAUCUGCGAUGAGAUCUACUCCGCCACCGUCUUCUCUGAGCCGGGCUUCGUCAGCAUAGCUGAAGUCGUCCAACAGGCCCAACAGACCGAGGAGCCCAUUAAUCUCGAUCUGGUCCACAUCGUCUACAGCCUUUCAAAAGACCUAGGUUUUCCCGGAUUCAGGGUCGGCGUAAUUUACUCUUACAACGACAGGGUCGUUAAUUGCGCCCGAAAAAUGUCGAGCUUCGGGCUCGUGUCAACCCAGACUCAACGCCUCAUAGCGUCUAUGCUGUCAGACGAAGAGUUUGUGGGCCGGUUUCUGUGCGAGAGCGCGAAGAGGCUGAGCGCGAGGCAGAGGGUGCUAACGUUGGGCCUGGCCCAAUUGGGGAUCGGGUGCCUGAAGGGGAAUGCUGGGCUUUUCUGCUGGAUGGAUCUGAGGGGCCUGCUGAGGGAGCCCACUUUCGAGGCCGAGAUGGAGCUUUGGCGCGUGAUUGUCAAUGAUGUGAAGAUAAACGUGUCGCCGGGGGCUUCUUUUCACUGCCCGGAGGCUGGGUGGUUUCGAGUGUGUUUCGCGAACAUGGAUGAUGCGAUGUUGGCGGUGGCCUUGGGCCGGAUAAGGAAGUUUGUGGGCCAGUCUAGGCCCAUGGGGAAGAAGAUGGGCCGGAAGCUUGAAAUUAGCCUGUCAUCACGUAGGCUGGAAGAGAUCAUGAUGGCCGGUAGUGGUGGGGCCCACAAGAUGUCGCCGCAUUCGCCUAUCCCGUCCCCACUCGUCCGGGCAAGGACUUAAACACGGGUUCUACCGAAUUAAUUUAAUUUAAUUGCUAUUUUUUAGCUUCCUCUGGGUGGGAAUAGGAUGGUUUUUACCUGUCCCGUUAGAUGCUAAAAAGGAAGCAAUUUCUUCAUUUUUUUUUAUAUAUUUUUGUGAAUUCUGAUGAUAAUCUAAGUCGUGUUUACUGUUUAGGGGUAAAGAGUGCAUUUUUGCCCAUGUUACUGGUGCAAAAUUAGAUUCAGUGACAUGGGAUUUAUCAGGGCAUGCACUGGUUUAUCUACUAU
Molecule: messenger RNA, 1928 nt
Organism: Striga asiatica
Lineage: Eukaryota; Viridiplantae; Streptophyta; Magnoliopsida; Lamiales; Orobanchaceae
Source: the annotation of a GenBank genome assembly